CAACGCCUGGCCCGCCCCCUCUCUGGCUCAAACUACAGCGGUUUGCUUCUCCAAAAAAAACAAAAAUAAAUACUAUUUCUAAACUUAUUUUUCACAACUGUUCAGCAUCAUAUAUGUCUUUAAUUAGGCUAUUUCACCAAAUUAAACCUAAUAAAUGAAUUUCCGGCAACCGUUUUACGCGUUGUUAUGGCAACGAGUCCACCUCCUGUAUGUUGAAGCAAACAUAGAACCAGCAAACGUCAUUAAAUCACCAAACUCAAGUUAGCACAUUGUCGGGCUCCUGUACAUUAUACAGCCGUCGUCGCACCCAUGGCCCAUUACAGAGCCUCAGACUCGAAGCGAGAACAAUUUAGAAGAUAUCUCGAACAAUCGGGAGUCCUUGACACUAUAACGAGCGUUUUAGUGGCACUUUAUGAAGAGACCGACAAACCCGACAAUGCCCUGGAUUUCAUAAAGCUUCAGCUCGGCGGGGCUGGUCCAGAGCCAGCGGAUGCUGAGGCUCUUCGCAUGGAGCUGGCUGCCCUGCAACAGAAAUGCAACCUUCUCAUGGGGGAGAACAAAGAGCUCAGAAACAGGCUGAUGCAGUAUGAACCAUCAUCUGAGGAGGGGUCUGCAGAGUAGAACGGAGGGCUUUUGUCAUUGCUGUCUGGGGUAAAAACAUCAAAACAAUAUUUAUAUAAGGGAUGUACAGUGAAUACAAAAUCACUAUUUUUAUUGUUAUGUUUCAAGCACCUUUGCUUUGUCAUAAAUAAAAAUGUUUUUUU
This is a messenger RNA of Cyclopterus lumpus (lumpfish), 764 nucleotides long. It is a transcript of the gene mycbp, whose product is annotated as MYC binding protein. The coding region runs from base 310 to 621 and encodes 103 amino acids. The record is from RefSeq and is a predicted model, not a curated record. NCBI's taxonomy places the organism in Eukaryota, Metazoa, Chordata, Actinopteri, Perciformes, Cyclopteridae. The transcript is spliced from 5 exons. Gene Ontology annotation, molecular function: transcription coactivator activity. Gene Ontology annotation, biological process: regulation of DNA-templated transcription. Gene Ontology annotation, cellular component: nucleus.